Messenger RNA from Arabidopsis thaliana (thale cress), 1155 nucleotides. RefSeq names its product VQ motif-containing protein. Bases 110 to 841 code for a protein of 243 amino acids. The transcript has a single exon. The record is from RefSeq and is marked reviewed. NCBI's taxonomy places the organism in Eukaryota, Viridiplantae, Streptophyta, Magnoliopsida, Brassicales, Brassicaceae. Gene Ontology annotation, cellular component: nucleus.
UACACAUUAUUCACAUCAGCAACUUCCACUCUUCUUCUUCUCUUCAAUCAUUCUCUCUCUCUCUUUCCCUCUUAUACACAUCAACACAACACGAAGACAUCUCUCAUUAAUGGAAGUUUCAACAUCAUCCAUGUCUUCAAAACCAGAACAAAUGCAAAACCCACCUCCUAUGAUCUCAUCUCCUAGGUUUCAGCCUCAGAUAAUAUCUCCUCAUCAUCAUGACCAGCAUCAACAUCUCUCAAAUCCUUAUCCAACAACAUUUGUUCAAGCAGACACUUCUACUUUCAAACAAGUCGUUCAGAUGCUUACCGGCUCAUCCACCGAUACCACCACCGGAAAACACCACGAAGCUCCUUCUCCGGUGAACAACAACAACAAGGGAUCAAGUUUCUCGAUUCCACCCAUCAAGAAAACCAACAGCUUCAAGCUUUACGAGAGAAGACAAAACAACAACAACAUGUUCGCUAAGAAUGACCUAAUGAUCAAUACGUUAAGGCUUCAAAACUCUCAGAGAUUGAUGUUCACAGGAGGAAACAGCAGUCAUCAUCAAAGCCCGAGAUUCUCUCCAAGAAACAGUUCAUCAUCAGAAAAUAUUCUUCUGUCUCCAAGCAUGCUGGAUUUUCCGAAGCUAGGGCUAAACAGUCCCGUGACGCCACUGAGAAGCAACGAUGACCCCUUCAACAAGUCAUCACCUUUGUCAUUAGGGAACUCAUCGGAAGAAGACAAAGCCAUUGCUGAUAAGGGCUUUUAUCUUCAUCCAUCUCCAGUCUCAACUCCUAGAGACUCUCAGCCACUGCUUCUUCCUCUUUUUCCGGUUGCUUCUCCGGCGAGGAACUCUUAAUCCCGACGAUAUCCAUGAGUGAUUUUAUACAUGAUAUUAAAUUAUAUCUAUCUCCGGAUUUUGUUUAGCUAUAACUAAGAUAUCUAUAAGUUUGAUCAUAGUUAUGGAGUGACUGUAAAUUUUGUGCGGUUUUUUUCACUUUCAAUCUCAAAAAUUAAUUGCAAUAUAUGUAAUUGGGAGGCAUAAGUAUAUAUAUUCAUGAUGAUACUCAUAUUUAUAAUACUCAUUGUCCUUUUUGUUUUUCCAAAAGUUCGUUUAUAGUUUUGCUCUUACGAUUGUUACUUCAACGUGUGCCACUCAAUAUCGAGAUCAAU